Messenger RNA from Paecilomyces variotii, 2577 nucleotides. RefSeq names its product putative DNA polymerase iota. The coding region runs from base 372 to 2234 and encodes 620 amino acids. Gene Ontology annotation, molecular function: damaged DNA binding; DNA-directed DNA polymerase activity. NCBI's taxonomy places the organism in Eukaryota, Fungi, Ascomycota, Eurotiomycetes, Eurotiales, Thermoascaceae. Gene Ontology annotation, biological process: translesion synthesis. The record is from RefSeq and is a predicted model, not a curated record. The transcript has 3 exons.
CAACUCCUCCCCGCGUCAACUCCCCGAACGGCGUUGCGUUGGGAUCAGAGAGAUCGACGUCCUCUAAACUCCACGGAGUCCACGCAGUCUCAUUCUUAGGGAAGCCCGUGCAUAAGUAUCGUUAGUCUACCGUUAUCCUCCGGCCCGAAGCACUUGCACCUGUAGGCAUUCGUGCUGAGCGAAUCCAAGCCGCUGAGCAUCGCGCUUGCGAUCCAUCCCUUUCCAACAUUAGGCCACUAAACGGACACAGCACCUAACGAACAGGCGAUUCACCGCGAAGGAACCACCGAAGUGACUUCGCCGAUAUGACUCGUUGGUCGCUGGUGUGCUUGCACUGGGUGGAACAGGAUCAGUGAAAGCCAGGAUAGGAAAUGGCUGCGCCUCCGCGGAGGGAUGAUAGCCGCAUAAUCAUUCAUUUUGAUUAUGACUGUUUCUACGCUUCAGUCUUUGAGGCGGAGAAUCCCGUCCUAAAGUCGUUACCGUUGGCGGUGCAGCAGAAACAGAUCAUCGCUACUUGUAACUACGAAGCUCGACGGCGCGGCUUAAAAAAGCUACAGCUCGUCAGGGAAGCUAAACAGAUUUGUCCCGAAGUAGUGGUCGUACUUGGUGAGGAUCUCACGCGCUUUCGUGAUGCUUCCAAGGAGCUUCACGCCUUUCUCAGGUCGUUCAUCUGGGGUGAUCGCGUCGAGAAAUUGGGCUUUGACGAGGUAUUUUUAGAUGUCACCGAAAUGAUCGAGUACAACGUCGAAUUGCUCAAUGCUCACGACCUGUUGAACUCAUUCUUUCACCUUGACAAGCUGGACCCCACGGCGGGCUUCGCGUUUGAUGCCACGAAGUUCUCUGGCCCGACAUUUCCACCUUCGACAGAUACUCCGGCCCCUGCUGUAUCGUCUCUUGCCAAAGGAUUCGGCGAUCCACUCCGCCUGCGCCUUCUUCUUGCCUCCCAUCUGGCUCGGUAUCUCCGAAAUGAACUGGAGUAUCAGAAAGGUUACACUGCCUCUGUUGGCGUGUCUACUUCCAAAAUGCUGGCCAAACUGGCGGGGAAUGUCCAUAAGCCAAGCAGUCAGACGACACUUCUUCCGCCUUACCUUGCUACUGGACCCGACGAAGAGAGUAACGUCACUCGUUUCCUCGAUUCUCAUGAUAUCGGAAAGGUCCCUGGGAUCGGCUAUAAGCUUGCACAUAGACUCAGAGCUCAUAUUCUAUGCCAUGAUAGCGAUCUUGGCCCCCACGAGACACCAACUCCAUUAACUGACAACAAAGUCACAGUACACGAUGUCCGUUGCUUUCCCAAUAUGGGCCCUCUCUUGCUGGAGAAGAUUCUAGGUGGACCCGGGUCACCUAAAGACAUUGGUACAAAAGUGUGGGGACUUAUAAAUGGUGUUGACACCUCUGAAGUCAGUGCUGCGAGAGACAUCCCCACCCAAAUUAGUAUUGAAGACUCUUAUGGAACACUGGACACUUUCGACGCUGUCAAGAAAGCCCUCGUGUCACUUGCUGCUAGUUUGAUCCGUCGUGUGCGCACAGACUUGACCGAGGAAGGAAGAGACGAUGCCAUGCAACCUGAGGAGAACAAAUCCAGUUCUAUAAAAAGAAUACGGUGGCUCGCCCAUCCACGUACCCUGCGCCUGUCAACGCGCACCAGGUCCCCUCCGGACCUAAACGGCACCCGCAGUCACAUUUACAACAGGGUAUCUCGCUCGGGCCCCGUCCCUCAAUUUCUUUUCAAUCUCGAUGAUAACAUCGAUGCUCUCGCGGAACGACUUGUGCAUGAGAAUAUCCUCCCAAUGUUCCGCAAGCUACAUCCAGAAAGAGCUGACUGGCAUUUGAGCUUACUCAACAUAGCCGUCACUAACAUGGUCGAGACAGCUGGUGAGCACAAGCACAGUAGCGGUCGGGAUAUUGAAAAGAUGUUUCGACGACAGGAGACAGGUCUUCUUCGACCCUGGAAGGUGGCUGAUAGCGAUAUAAACCUCACCGAACAUGACGUCCAGGGCACCCCCACGGCGAGCUCAAAAUGGAAAGACGACAAGCUGGAUCCAACACACGAAUGUCCUCGCCCUCUUAGGGACUCCUCAACAGAUGUUGUCUUUACCGGCGAUAUGGCGGAUGGCGCCUGGGUGGACAGCGAUGGUGAAGACUCAACAUGGAGUGAACCAUGCAGAUUUUGUGGUGUUCUAAUUCCGCAUUUCGCCUCUGUGGCCCAUGAACUCUAUCAUACGGUUCCUGAGUGAAGAUUAAUUGGCAUUGUAUACCUUUCUAUACAGACAGACCAGUCGCAGGGGAUCCUCACAAACGAGCUUGGCUCUUCCGCUCAUUUUGUUGUCCCUCGGGGACAAGAGCUGCUUCCAUGGUCCCAGGAUUGCGCAAAGCGCUCGUGCCUGGUGUUCCCACUCUAGGUAUGACGAGGCGAUGGACUGAGUUUGUAUCAGCCAUGGAUAGUUACUCGGAGCGCUCCUUUACUCAUGGAUACACCAUCGCUUGGCCCCUCACUUUAGCACGGCAUCUGCAAACAUAAGGUAGGUUCUGGAUAUCCGGCACAGAUCCCGCAUGGAUCGCCGCACAGUCAAAUAUCUG